GCGGAGAGCCAUGUGGGGAAAAUAGGCAAUAUCCUGUUGAAAUGAGUCACUAUUUAAGCGAAAUCAUCGACCGAGGGUCUUCAUUUUUUACUACAACUUGUAAAGGGUGAGACAUGGCAGGUAGCGGAGCUGCAAAAUGCGGAUUUAUCCUUCUAGAUGUGCUGGCAUUGGCACUGGUUGCCAUACCAGCAAUCUUGUUCCGCAUCCCAGGACUCAAGAUACCCAUAUUCCAACGUGGUUUCUACUGCGAUGACCAAACUCUUUCUUAUCCAUACAAGAGCUCUACUGUACCGGUAGCAGCACUGUAUGGGGUGGGCGUGGGUUUCCCCAUUAUAUUGAUCAUGCUGACCGAGAUCGUCAUCUUUGCUUACCGGAGACGUCAAGACACGGAAUACCUCCCGUCCGGCAGCUUCAACCGAUGCUGCUGUGAUGUGGUCAUUCCACCUCUCCUUUAUCAGGUCCUCAAGUACAUCGCUCAGUUCUGGUUUGGGUUGCUCAUCGUCUUGACGUCAUUUGACAUCGGUAAGAAUGUUAUCGGCCGCCUCCGGCCUCACUUCCUCACCGUUUGCCAGCCCAACUUCGGGGCGCUGAACUGUACGAAUGGGCCCCUUCAUAUGUAUAUUGAGGAGUACGAGUGUAUGGGAGAGAGCGAACACCGAAUUGAAUCUGCACAUCGCUCCUUCCCGUCUGGUCAUGCUGCCAUUUCAGUCUACUGUAUGCUGUUCCUAACGCUUUACAUUCAGUGUCGUUGGAAGUGGGGGGACACGGCUUUCCUUCGCCCCUUGGUGCAGUUCAUUGCCCUCAUGCUGGCUUUCUACACCUGUCUCAGCCGCAUCUCAGAUUACAAGCACCACUGGUCUGAUGUAUUUGCUGGAGCCGUCCUGGGCGGGGGCGUUGCUGUUCUUGUGUCCUACAGUGUCAACCAACAAAAGAAAGACUCUGGGAGCGUCCGACCUCUACCUGUGUCAGAGCAGCAAAGACAUGUCGAGUCAUCACAAUUCAGAAAUGGUGUUUAUGGAAAUGAACCCUCGUUCGACUCGUAGUAACAAGAAUGACGGUUUUAUCUGAGCAACAACAAGUUGAUUUGUUGGUAGUUCUUUUCAAUCGAGUUAAAGUUCCCUGGUGACAUUUUUAGGUGGAGACCAAAAUGGUUGACAAUUAUUUUAAAUGCAGAUAUGCAAAUCAAUGUAGGAUGUAUUUUAUUUUUGUUGUUGCAUGUAGUUUUUUAGAGCUCGUUAGGUACAUGUAUCUUGUUUAAAAAAAAAUUAUAUUUACAGCAUUUAUUUUACACAAAGGUUUUUACAAUUUAUUUCAUUCGCUAGUAAGGUGGUAAAAUAACCAGAUAUUCACCAAAAUAGUUAUUUAAAAAAGAAAAUUUUGCUCGUAAUGAAUUUUGACAGAAGAUGGUGUUUUGAAACAAAAGCAUACAGUGUAUUUCACAUACGCACAACUUUUACUUCUUUAUUUAUCUACCUCUAAUCAAGUGGUAUAUAUUUUUUGGCAAUACCUUUGCCAGCUUAUACUUUUCCUGAAUCUAUAAAACGAAAUACAAACUAGCACCAAAGAAGGUAUAGGCCUAUCUAUGGGUGACAUACGUAUACCCUAUGAAGCUUGCCUAGGAUUUUAUUUAGGGGGGAACUGACGUUUUGACCUGAGAUCCACAAAUUUGUCAAGAUAAUUUCCUAUGAAAAGCCCACCAUGUGUCAUAUUUGUUUAUACCUGUAAAUUGUAAUAGACUUCUGUACACAAUACUUUGAAUAGAUCUAUAAACUAAAUCCAGUCUUAACAAACUUAAUGUAAUGAUUAAGAUCGCUAUUGCCAAAUGUACAAGAAAACUUUUUAUUAGACAUCUGUCACUAUGCAUUUUUUGAACAAGUAUUUUUAAAAUAUUUAAUAUUUAUAUGCAAGGUUCUCCCUUGGCAGUGGUCCACUAGCCAAAUGCUAGUUAAAAAAGCUGAGGACUGGUUGAAAUUUUCGCCAAUUAAUUGUUGAGAAUAGUUCAGUCUUGGAAAGUAUCCCUUUAUGAAAUAAGGACUAGUGGAAAAACUAACAGACUAGUUAGACUAACAGGUCCUGCUGACUGGUCAUUGAAGCAGUUCAAACACUGAUAUAGUUAGCUAAUACUAAUGAAAGAAUUUUUGAUUCUGGAAGUUUUUGCACAGAGAAGAGCGAUAUUAUCUGUAUCACACAUCCAUUUAGUAUGCAGGCCUGGAACUACACAGAAGCCAUGGAGGCCUUGGCGUUUGGUGCCCUGGUCUUGGCUGCUGGUCGUCCGGCCUAUAUGCUUUGUUUUUGAAAGGGCAAGGGCACCAAGGCAUUUCCUCCUUAGAAGAGGGCACCCUGUGACGAUAUUGUGAAUUUCUACUGGAGCAUUUUAAGGACACCAAGGCAAUGACCAUGGGGCACGGAGGCAAUUGCCUUUGUUGCCUCCGUGAAGUAUCUAGGCCGUAGUGCCUCUUCAAUAGCUUCACAUAGACAUGAAGAUUUUCCAGUGGAAGUGUCCUUUGCAAAAUUAAUAUGGUCUUGCCCUCUCCAAGAUUAAUUUCCAAGCCUGCAUUAGUGGAAAGAUAAGACUAAGGGUUGGAAUUCCAAGGAAUUAUUAACUAUCUUUUUAAAAUAAAUUUAUUUACCCGGAGGCUAGGUUAGUUUGAGCAUCGCUGCCUCAAAUCUCCAGUUUCAAAUGAAGGCUCUUCAUUAAAGCCUUGCAUACCGUAUAUUUUUUUUCAUAAAGAUGUUUUUUUUUUUUUAACCUUGUAUUAUUUUCAUUUUGUAUAGGGGGGGAUGUAAAUUAGUGCCUGAAGUAUAGAAUGCUUGUAUCAUAAAUAGUAGUUUUUUAAGUUUAUUUGAUAAAUGUUGAUGUGUAUGAUUAUGUCAUGUAGUGACUCAAGUAAUUGACAACUGAAAAGCUGCUGCGAGUAUUUUUGGUUGGUACUGAUGGCAAAGCUUCCAGUGACUCACUGUGAAUUACUGCAACACAGUCAUUCUUAUCUUGAAUCGCCGUGACUCACUCUGACUCACUGUCACUCACUGUGACUCACUGUCACUCACACUUCUAAAGUUAGGCUCAGUGUAGUACAGUUGGGCACACCUACGGUUUCUACCAAUUUGUUGUUAGCUUGGCAUCUGUCUUGUGAAGAGUCGAACUGGCCCGUAGUCAGUUCAGAAGUCAUACUUGCAGUUGGAAAUAGCUUGAGUCAAUGUGACAUUAAAUUCAACUGAGAUAUUAGGCCAUAUGUUAUGUAAAAUACAAGGUGUCAUGUAUAAAAUAUUUGUAAGGCUCUUAAUAAUAAAUUUUCUGCAUGCAGCACAAUUUACUGGCUGCACAAUGUAAUCAAUAUUUGCACCAUAAUUAUGCAUACAACUUUUAGAAAAAUUCAAAGUUUUCACAGUUGCACUUUUAAACUUGCACAAAGCAUUAUCAUUAGAAUUGUUGGAAUAAGUUUGUUAAAUAAAUACUUUAGAUGAAAGUCUGUACACUGUACUCGCACUUCUUAA
Molecule: messenger RNA, 3495 nt
Organism: Asterias rubens (European starfish)
Lineage: Eukaryota; Metazoa; Echinodermata; Asteroidea; Forcipulatida; Asteriidae
Product: phospholipid phosphatase 1-like
Exons: 7
Coding region: 114-1043 (309 amino acids)
Biological process (GO): signal transduction; phospholipid dephosphorylation; phospholipid metabolic process
Molecular function (GO): phosphatidate phosphatase activity
Source: RefSeq, a predicted model, not a curated record